This is a messenger RNA of Magallana angulata, 1992 nucleotides long. RefSeq lists its product as uncharacterized. The transcript is spliced from 14 exons. Gene Ontology annotation, biological process: neurotrophin TRK receptor signaling pathway; negative regulation of TOR signaling; negative regulation of protein kinase activity. Lineage: Eukaryota; Metazoa; Mollusca; Bivalvia; Ostreida; Ostreidae. Gene Ontology annotation, cellular component: cytoplasm. The coding region runs from base 95 to 1264 and encodes 389 amino acids. The record is from RefSeq and is a predicted model, not a curated record.
CUUUUUCUGUAAUUUUCCAAGCUGACCCACUAACCUCCACUGUUUUUCUGCUGCUUUUAGCGGAUUUUUGCAUAAUUUAAAGAGUUUUACCAUUAUGUCUCUUUUCACCUGUUCAUGUCUGAACAUCAAGAUUGCUUGCAAGUCAAAACCAAGUUUCCAGAACAAUGAAGAUUUAUGGAAGACAAAGUAUGAAUUUUUCUCACAAAGUCUGGGUCAAGCUGCCAAUGCUGAAGUAAAAAAGGAACACUCGUACUUGGUGCAUAAGCUGGCUGUGGGGGAGUGGACAGUGAACAGGUGCUUGAACUGUGGGGUGGAGACACAUGCUACCUCCCAACUAUCCAGUGUGGUGCUUCUCUCACCUCAGCUUCAGUGUGACCCAGUCAUAACUGAGAGGUUGAUGCAGUCUCCAGAUUUUUCUUGCGUUUUCAACAUUGUGCUCCACGGGCAGAAGUCGACCAUUUCUAGUCAAGACAUGCCAGAUCCCUCCUCUCCAAACUAUGAAUCUCUCCAAAAGGAACUGAGUCAUGUUCAGGACCAGAUCAACGUCUUCCUUCUACAGGAAGAGGAAAAAAUGGAGAAGAGAAUCAGGCAAUUUGAGGAGGAAGAAAAGGCCAGGUUUCAGACUUUACAAUCAAAUGUCCAGACAGAAAAAAAGAAAAUGAUGAACCUCAUUCUGCAGACAGAGAGACAGAUGAAAUCUGUGACAGAGCAUAUUGAUAAUUCAUCUCCACUUACUUCAAAGUCUUCCAAGAAGACUCCUCUAACUCGAGUCAAGUCGUCUCCAAACAAACGUCUCCACUCCGUAGACGAGUAUGAACAGGCUCCAGAAUCAGAAAUGUUUCUACUGGAGGACUCAAGUCCUAGCCAUGACGAGCCAUUCUACUCUUCGGAGGAAGAGGAGGAGGAAGAAGUACCUUUUCCCAAAGAAAAUGGGAUUUCUCCAGAAUUCAAAAAACAAAAGGAAAUUCUGAUUGGAAAAGGCAAAAAUACCAGUCGUAGAUCGAGCACCACUCCCAUGAAGAGCGGGCGGUUCCAGAAGAAGCCCCUACAGUAUUCCUCCUCGGUGCCCAUCAUGGUUCCAAGGUGGGGGGUAUCGGGGAAUAAAGACUCUGGGGACGAAAGUGAUGAAGAUCCCACCCCCUCAGACCCUAGCGAGAUGGCAGCUUCCAUGCAGGCUCUUGCCCGAAGCAUCACCAACGACGAGAGAAUGAUCUUCGGAGACAGACCCCGCCCAAGGCUGAACACUGGCGACUUCCAUCAUUAGUUCUGUGAUUUUUUUUUCAUCCCCGUGUAAAUAUUUUAAAAGAAAAAACUAUAAAAAGAGAUUUCCUCCCAUUAACCUUUUAUAGACUUUUGUGAUAUCUACAUUUAUUUUAGAUAUGAGGUUUGUAUUGAUGACCGUCAUUAAUGUUAUACAUUAAUGUACCUGUAUUAUGCUUCGGUUAUAUUUGUUUGGUUUAUGAUAGGUAUUGCGCAACUCUGUUUUUAUGUUUAUGGUUUUAUGUUGAGAACAUUUUUAUCCUUUACGGCCCAGUGCAGAUAACAAGAAUCCUUGGAUACAUUCACAUGCAUUUUGAUUUCUUCAAAAGAUAAAAAAAAAAAUUUUAAAUUGUACUUUUAUAAUUCAAAUUACUGAGUUUCAGAAUUAUCCAUAAAAUCAAAAAACACAGCCAGCAAAAUCAAUCUCAGAACUUGUGCUAGUAUACCCCGAAGUUCAAAACAAAAGUAUUUUCCUUCUUUUAACAGCCAAAAUAUGUAGUGCUUUUAUUCCAAUAGAUAUUUUAACCGUUCACUUAGAAAAGAUGACUCUAAAUUGAAAAUGUCAACCAUCAUCGACUUGGGCCCUUUUCCUGUCUUCACUUUAAAAAAUUGUCAAAGAUUUUUGACAGUUGUACAGAUAAUAAUUCACAUAUUGUUUUGAAUACUAGUUUUUAUUUUAAUUGAUUUGUUGUGCAUUUUAUUGAUUUGUUACACUCAUAUUCAUGGUUGAAU